Molecule: messenger RNA, 2514 nt
Organism: Ornithodoros turicata
Lineage: Eukaryota; Metazoa; Arthropoda; Arachnida; Ixodida; Argasidae
Product: serine/threonine-protein phosphatase 2A 65 kDa regulatory subunit A alpha isoform-like
Exons: 13
Coding region: 65-1831 (588 amino acids)
Biological process (GO): protein dephosphorylation
Cellular component (GO): protein phosphatase type 2A complex; cytoplasm
Molecular function (GO): protein binding; protein phosphatase regulator activity
Source: RefSeq, a predicted model, not a curated record
CUGGCAACGUUGUGUAACUUUACUUGUGCUUGUUUUGUAUUCUUCGUAGCUGCAUUAAGUGGAAAUGGCUGCAAGCGACACAAAUACGGAUGAUUCACUUUACCCAAUUGCAGUUUUAAUAGACGAAUUACGAAAUGAAGAUGUUCAGCUGCGCCUCAACAGCAUCAGAAAGCUGUCUACGAUUGCCCUGGCUCUGGGUGUCGAGAGAACAAGAAGUGAACUGAUCCCUUUCCUCACAGAUACUAUUUAUGAUGAAGAUGAAGUGCUACUUGCUCUUGCGGAACAGUUGGGCAACUUUACUUCUCUGGUUGGUGGGCCGGAGUUUGUCCACUGCCUGCUUCCACCCCUGGAGAGCUUGGCCACAGUGGAAGAAACGGUAGUGAGAGACAAAGCUGUGGAGUCGUUGAGGAAUAUCUCUCAGCAGCAUAGCCCUACUGACCUGGAGCAGUAUUUUGUUCCCCUUGUCAACAGACUGGCUUCAGGUGACUGGUUUACGUCGAGGACGUCAGCAUGUGGUCUCUUCAGCGUUUGUUAUCAGAGAGUCUCCACGACUGUGAAGGCUGAGCUUCGGUCCCACUUCCGAACGCUUUGCCAAGACGACACGCCAAUGGUGCGCCGUGCAGCAGCCAGUAAGCUUGGAGAAUUCGCCCGUGUAGUGGAGUUGGAGUACGUGCGCACCGACCUCAUCCCCCUGUGGUCCUACUUGGCUCAGGAUGAGCAGGACUCUGUGCGUCUGCUUGCCGUGGAGGCCUGUGUGGCAGUGGCUGCUCUGCUUCCGCACGAGGAUGUAGAGCAGCUUGUGAUGCCCACUCUGCGCCAGGCUGCUGAAGAUAAGUCUUGGAGAGUGCGCUACAUGGUGGCCGAUAAGUUCACCGACCUUCAGAGGGCAGUUGGGCCAGACAUUACCCGCGCGGACUUGGUGCCAGCGUUUCAAAACCUGCUCAAGGACUGUGAGGCAGAGGUUAGAGCUGCGGCUGCACACAAGGUGAAAGACUUCUGCCAGAAUCUCUCUGCAGAUGUCCAGGAACAAGUGAUCAUGACCAAUAUCCUACCCUGCGUGAAGGAUCUGGUUUCAGAUCCCAACCAGCAUGUGAAGUCUGCUCUUGCCUCAGUCAUCAUGGGGCUCUCUCCCAUACUGGGAAAGAACAACACGGUGGAGCACCUGUUGCCAUUGUUCCUGUCUCAGCUGAAGGAUGAGUGCCCGGAAGUGCGGCUGAACAUAAUUUCCAACCUUGACUGUGUAAACGAGGUCAUUGGAAUCCAGCAAUUGUCACAGAGCCUCUUACCAGCUAUCGUGGAACUGGCUGAAGAUUCCAAGUGGAGGGUUCGUCUGGCCAUCAUUGAGUACAUGCCCCUGUUGGCAGGACAACUGGGAGUGGAAUUCUUUGAUGAGAAGCUUAAUGCCCUUUGUAUGACCUGGCUUGUAGACCACGUAUUUGCAAUUCGCGAGGCUGCCACGCAAAACCUGAAGAAACUCGUAGAGAAGUUUGGACGAGACUGGGCAACGAACACGGUGAUUCCCAAAGUGCUGUCCAUGUCAAGGGACCAGAACUACCUCCACAGGAUGACCUGCUUAUUUUGCAUAAAUGUGUUGUCAGAGGCGUGUGGAGGUGACAUCACUUCAAAGCUGAUGCUAACCACUGUUCUGAACCUUUCCACGGAUAAUGUCGCCAAUGUCCGCUUCAACGUUGCGAAGACGCUCCAGCGAAUAGCACCCAUUUUGGAUCCACCAACCAUACAAGGCCAGGUGAAGCCUUGCUUAGAAAAGCUAAACACGGACACAGAUGUUGAUGUGCGGUACUUUGCUUCUGAAGCCAUUGCUGGUGUUUAGAGAACUUCUCUGUGCACGACAAGAAACCCUGCUUUCAUUGCUUCUUCCAGUCAUCCAGUGAGCCAUCCUCCCCCCUUAUGCCACUUUCUCCAGCAAGAGAAUAAAUCACCGACGUGGCUGUAGACCUGGCUGGGACUUCCCAACUACAUUUGGUUUGCUUAUACAUGUGUACAGUCCACAUUGUUUACCUACAGACACGUGGGACAUUCAUUUCUCCACACUGGGGGGGGGGGGGGGGUGCUCUAUAUUUGGUCGCCUUUUCAACGUUCUGCUAGUUCAGUGUCCAAAAUAGGUAUUUAAUUCACCCACUCUCUGCACAUGUAGAAUUGUCCUGAAUGUCUGUACAGACUAAGAGCUUGGAGGAUUGGUUCACAUUUUCUUUUUUAAUGUGUACAGUGUACUGGAAGACAUUUGUGAAAGCAGUCAUAGAGCACCCUCUGAUAAAUAUGGCCAAUUCCAAGUUUUACCCUGGAAACAAAGUGAAGCAGACUCUCAAGGGGGAUGAUAGAACAGCAUCUUAUGCAGUAGUGUUGAGGGCAGCAGAAUGGUCUUGUGUGUUCUUGUAGUUUUCCAUAUUUUGUGUUGUGCUUAACUCUGUUCACUGAUGAGAGAAUACACUGAUAUGUGGAGAAAUGUUUUUCAUUUUAGCAAACAGGCUGAAUCAAUAAAUUCAUGUCAGCUGA